This is a messenger RNA of Pocillopora meandrina, 955 nucleotides long. The record is from the annotation of a GenBank genome assembly. NCBI's taxonomy places the organism in Eukaryota, Metazoa, Cnidaria, Anthozoa, Scleractinia, Pocilloporidae.
AUGCAAGAGGAAGGUGUUAAGUUUCACGAAAGCGUACCUGAACAAGGACAGUUGAAAAAAUGGUUCGCUAAAGAAGGUGGUUUACUGGUCUUGGACGAUCUGAUGACCGAGGGAGGGAACGAUAAAGAAGUGUUGGAUCUUUUUACCAAACAUUUUCAUCAUUGCAACAUCACUAUCAUCUAUUUGUGUCAAGACAUGUUUCCACCGAGCAAAUGUGCUGAAAGUAUUUCAAGGAAUGCUCAUUACGUGGUCGCUUUCAAGAACCCUCGAGAUCAAUUGGGUUUGAAGAAUUUAUUAUUGCAAGCAUUUCCUUCGUGGUGGCAAGAUUUUAUGGAAGUGUGCCGUAAAGUUACUCAACGACCCCACGGAUAUCUGGCCUUAGAUUUACACCCUGCCAGUGAUGACAAUCGACGCGUGUUCAGUCACCUGUUGACAUAUGAAGGAUGUAUUCGAUUCCAUCAUAGAAAAGUAAAAAUUUAAACAAACCUCACACUAGUCAGGAAUCAUUUCUGAACAACCACCGCCACGUACACAUCGUAAGAGAAACUUUUGUUUUAUUGAAUGACAAUCAUGACCGAUAGUUCUAUGGUAACCCUCUCGAAUACAAUGACAAACAAGAGGCAGGAGAAGAGGAAGACGACCAUGAUGCGUCAGAGGAUGAUAGAGGUAGUGACUCCGAGACAAAAGACGUGCAGAAGGGGAAUUAUGAUGAUGAUGACGAAGACGACGACAAUGAUGAUAACUAUGAUGAUGCUAAUCCAUGGGUAGAAUUGACUGAUCAAGUGCAAGAAUCUUUGAGUGAACUCUUCGAUGAACAAGUUCAACUCAUCGACAACAGGGAAAAUCCGAUAAGUGUUCCGAGAAUGUUGCUUUCAAUUCCCUCCUACCUCAAGUAAGACGUAAAUUAAGAAGGGUAUACUUACAACGUGCAAACUGUCCGAAGCUUUAUGAAUGA